Molecule: messenger RNA, 1099 nt
Organism: Neltuma alba
Lineage: Eukaryota; Viridiplantae; Streptophyta; Magnoliopsida; Fabales; Fabaceae
Product: protein BIC1
Exons: 2
Coding region: 130-603 (157 amino acids)
Biological process (GO): blue light signaling pathway
Source: RefSeq, a predicted model, not a curated record
GUGGGUGACGUGCAAACUAAUUUCCCACCCAUUCCUCUUUGCUUUAUUCCCCACACAUACAUUCCCACCGCUCCAGCUUGCCAUAUCUCUUCUCUUCCGCGUCAUUUCAUUAUCCAACACCGCUCACACAUGAAGGAGAAAACCCAUUUCAUGGCUCAUCAACCUUCUGUUUCUGCAAAACCUGAUGACGAGGUGCCGUCUCAGAUUCGGCCACCCUGCCAAUCUCAAGAUAGUGAGAGUGAUCAUAAGGAUGAAACAGAGUCUCAGGCUCAGAACCUAUGGGCUUCAGAAACGUGUGUCUGCGAUCGGGAGAAAAUGGCAUUGCCGGCGAUGGGUUCUGACUCUGCGGAGGAAAGUGGGAGAGAGAAGCUGAAGAGGCAUAGAGGGGAAGUGGCGGGAAGGGUAUGGAUUCCUGAGAUAUGGGGCCAGGAGGAGCUGUUGAAGGAUUGGAUUGAUUGUUCGGCUUUUGAUGCUCCUUUGGUUCCGAGCAGGAUCAUGACGGCGCGAGCAGCUUUGGUUCGAGAGGGUACGAGAGCCAAUGCCGAAGGAUUUAGAAUAGAGAACAGAAUAUGUGCAAAACUUGAAUCAGCGAAGUCACAGUGAUAGCAGCUCCCACACUUUGAUAGUCCCAUCAUCGCUUGCAGAGGCUAGCAGCCGCUUCUCCUAAUAAGCACCAGAAUACAAGAGACUUCCAUGAGGGAGGAGACUGUAAAAGGAUGCCUAGACUGAUAGAUACAGCGGAAGUAACUCAUCAUUGUUUGCAAGUUCAAACGAGUCAACUUUAAUCCCGCCGAUUUCUCCAGUGCACCUGGGGCACUGAUACCAUGCAUUUCGGAAGCUCUAUUAGCCAUAAGAUGUGCGUUAACCUUUUGAUAUUUGAUUCAAUGGUCAAUAAAGCUCCCAACAAGGUAGGGUACCAGUGCCUUAGGAACAUAGAGAAUCAGCCCGUACUUGGAGAAACCACUUAAUCCUUGCAGGUUUAGCAUAAUUGUAACAAUAAAUUGUAUGCUUUAUUAGACAACCCUGAUUAUCGCCUCAAAACUAGUAAUAGAAGAGCCCCAAUUUAUUUUUCUAUAUUUCAUGAUUUAGUACCUUAAAA